CACACUUUCAGUCACUAUAAAAUACAGAGCAUAUAAUUACUCAGUCAUCAACAAGUGUCCAUCAAGGAAAGAUUCAAAAAUAAUAAUAAUACGAGAUCUUAUCAUCUCAAAAUUAAUCAACAAAUUUACGGUUCAAUUGACAAAAUUAUAUCAAUUGAUAACCAUGAAAGGAAUUAACAUCGCAAUAUUUGUUUUACUGCUAAUAAGUAGUAAUACAGAUGCCAAAGGAGGACGAGGCUCUAGUGGAGGGUCACGUGGUUCAUCUUCACGAGGGAGCAGCUCAAGAGGAAGCAGUAGUGGAGGUGGCUGGUUUGGAAGUUCAAGAUCUUCUCCUUCAUAUUCAUCUCCCUCAUAUUCAAGACCUUCACCAUCAUACACUUAUAGUGCACCAUCUCCAUCUUACACAUAUUCUCGUCCAUCACCUUCACCUUCCUAUACACACAAUUCACCAUCGCCUUCUUAUGGAUGGAAUACAGGGGGAAGUAGUCCAAGUGGAAGCAGCUUUGGUUCAAAUACAGCUUCCAAGCCUUCAAGUACAAAUUAUGGAUGGAAUGUAGGAAGUAACACUGGAAGCACGAAUACAGGAUUAAAACCAGGAACUAAUAUUGGAUGGAAUUACAAUAAUCCGUCAGCACCAGUUGGACCUCCACCAUCGUACCCAGGCAUGCAAAAUCGUCCAGUUCCAAGCCAUAAUUCUCCCCCUUCCUAUUCGCCAAGUUAUAAUAAUCCACCAGCAUAUAGUCCUUCACAUUUUAAUUCUCCAUCCUAUAAUUCACCAAGCUACAGACCAUCACCGUCUUACAGUCCAUCUUACAGUUCGCCAAGUUAUAAUAGCAGACCAUCUCCUUCAUAUGGCAGUGGAAGUAACAUUCCCAGAACUAAUGUAUAUGGAACUCAUUCAUCUAGUCCUGGAUACUAUACAAACAGUCAUCAAAACUAUUACGGAAAUACUUUUGGAAGUCAAGGUGUUCCUGGAAAUACAUAUAUCUCAAAUAAUUAUUAUGGGAAUCAACGUUCAGGUGGAUCAGGAUUUUUAACUAAUGCUAUGUUCUAUGGUGCUGGUAUGCAUAGUGGAUAUGGAUGGGGACGAUCAAGUGGUUAUAAUAAUUAUGGACAUAAUGGUUAUUAUGGUAACUCUGGAUAUGGCAACAGUUAUGGAUAUAGUCGAAGACAAUGGGAUGAAGAAGAGGAUAGAAAAUGGCGACAAACUACUCGUGCUCCAUAUUUUGAGAAUAAAGUUCCUGGAGAGGACAAAAUUCUGCCUGCUAGUGCCGUUAUUGGUGCUGCAACUGCAUUCGGAUUGGCUUCACUACUUCCUCUCAAUGUUCCAUCGAAUAAACCACUCAUGUAUUGUAAUAAUACUGACCUAAUGCAGUCACAAAUUCAGAUCAAUAAUGAAUACAUCUAUCACUGCAUUAAUGGAUCAAUUGUAGUUUCGUGCUUAAAACAUAGCGAUGACAACUUAACUCUAAAUAUUGUUAAAGAUCAAAUCCAGGCAGAUUUAAAUCAGACAAAGGAUAUCAUGAAUCAAACUGAAGUUAUUGGAAAUCAAACAGGUCAAAUUUUGACUCAAUUAAAUCUGGUAGAACCUUUUUUCAACCAAACCAAAGCUCUAUUAAAUACAACAGAAUCUAAGUGUUCAGGAAAUGUGGUGAUCAUGGAAUGUGAUUUGUCUGACGAAGAAGUGACUGGAAAUCUCUAUUGUAAGAAAGGCACACUGAUGAGUAAAAACUUAAUAUUCUGCAACGCUACAACACUCCUAAAUGGCACAAUGAUAGUUAAUGGAACUAGUAUAAAUACAACAACAUCAAUUCUCAAUUGCUUUGAAGGUCAAGUACCAGAAAAACAAGCAUCAUUUAUUCCAACGACUACCCAAGCGCCAGUAACGACAACAGAACGGUCAUUGUCAUUUGGAGCUAGAGCUCAUAUGUUCUUCCUUAGCAUAAUCGGUAAAGAUGAUAUUGUAAACCAAAAGCAAAAAGCAGAAGAUAUUCCACAAUUAUCAGAUAAUGAAACAUGGAUUCCUGAGGCUUUAACUCUUCCUCCUGAAACUACCACUGAGUCUACAACCACCACAACAACAACUGAAGCCCCAUUUGAAUGGAUGAUGAUAGUUAAAAAUUUCCAAUAUCCAAAUGGAACUUUUGGAACUACGCAUUCUCCUGUUCCGAAAUUCCUUUUUGACGCACGUGUUUUAAUGAACGAUGUUCUUACAAGCAUGGGAAGUACAACCACAAUUGAUCCUAAUUGGUUCAAACUUUACAAGACAACAACUGAAUUGCCAAUUGAAACCACUGAAUCCACAACAACAGAAGCGCCAUUCGAAUGGAUGAUGGCUGUACCAAAAGAAUAUGAAAAUGGAACUUAUGGAACCACACUUAGACCUGUUCCAAAAGAAUUGAUAGAAGUGCAAGAUAAUAUUAGAAGGUUGCUAAAUAGAAUGAGUAGCGAAUCGACAACAUCCAAUCCACUUUGGAUCAAAGUGUACAAAACCACUGAAUCAUCAAAUGUAACUGCAAUAGAAUCUGUAAGUUCGUCAACAGCAGAUGAUGAAUCGUAUGAAUGGAUGCGAAGAAAGUUACAACAAGGAAGUGACGGAAUUGAAUUGGAACCAGUUCCUGAAGAUGAAUUGAAGAUAACUCAGAUGCAUAAUUAUACAAUCCCUUUAGAUUGGGUUAAAGUUCCUAAAAAUAAGACUAUGGAAACAAGCACUCUAAAUCCCUAAAUUCAUUUUGGAUAUAAGUGAUUUAUAAGAUGUAAGCUUAAGAACUGAGUCCUCGAAUUUAGAGAUUUUAGAGAUUCAGUUCCAAACCUUAACCAUUCCUAGCUUAGAAUCUAAAUUGAAUAUUACUGCAAACUUUGCAAUAAUUAUUAAAGUUUCAUUUGACCCCAAAAUUUGAACUUUUCAGCUCCAAAACUUAACCAUUCCUAGCUUAGAAUCUAAAUUGAAUAUUACUGCAACGUUUGCAAUAAUUAUUAAAGUUUCAUUUGAACCCAAAAUUUGAACUUUUCAGCUCCAAACUUAACCAUUCCUAGCUUAGAAUCUAAAUUGAAUAUUACUGCAACCUUUGCAAUAAUUAUUAAAGUUUCAUUUGACCACAAAAUUUGAACUUUUCAGCUCCAAAACUUAACCAUUCCUAGCUUAGAAUCUAAAUUGAAUAUUACUGCAACCUUUGCAAUAAUUAUAAAAGUUUCAUUUGACCACAAAAUUUGAACUUUUCAGCUCCAAAACUUAACCAUUUCUAGCUAAGAAUCUAAAUUGAAUAUUACUGCAACCUUUGCAAUAAUUAUUAAAGUUUCAUUUGACCACAAAAUUUGAACUUUUCAGCUCCAAAACUUAACCAUUCCUAGCUUAGAAUCUAAAUUGAAUAUUACUGCAACGUUUGCAAUAAUUAUUAAAGUUUCAUUUGACCACAAAAUUUGAACUUUUCAGCUCCAAAACUUAACCAUUCCUAGCUUAGAAUCUAAAUUGAAUAUUACUGCAACGUUUGCAAUAAUUAUUAAAGUUUCAUUUGACCACAAAAUUUGAACUUUUCAG
Molecule: messenger RNA, 3538 nt
Organism: Chironomus riparius
Lineage: Eukaryota; Metazoa; Arthropoda; Insecta; Diptera; Chironomidae
Source: the annotation of a GenBank genome assembly